Cuculus canorus (common cuckoo) is the source of this 3245-nucleotide messenger RNA. RefSeq names its product exonuclease 1 (gene EXO1). Gene Ontology annotation, cellular component: nucleus. Bases 163 to 2586 code for a protein of 807 amino acids. The transcript is spliced from 14 exons. NCBI's taxonomy places the organism in Eukaryota, Metazoa, Chordata, Aves, Cuculiformes, Cuculidae. Gene Ontology annotation, biological process: mismatch repair; DNA recombination. The record is from RefSeq and is a predicted model, not a curated record. Gene Ontology annotation, molecular function: metal ion binding; DNA binding; 5'-3' DNA exonuclease activity.
GGUUCCCCUCAGCUCCCCUCUACCUCUCUCUCUCUUUCUCCCGCUUCUUCCCGGACCGCGGCGAGGUGGAGGCGCCAUGCGGGACGGGGCCUCGAGGCGGGAGAGCUGCCUUACUGCUGCGGUUCCCGCUGCGGGUCCCGGUGCGGCAGUUUAAGCAACAUUAUGGGGAUUCAAGGCCUGCUCCAGUUUAUCAAGGAAGCUGCUGAACCUACCCACGUGAAGAAAUACAAGGGGCAGACAGUAGCUGUGGACACCUACUGUUGGCUGCACAAAGGUGCUUAUGCUUGUGCUGAAAAGCUGGCACGAGGAGAGCCAACAGAUCUUUAUGUAGCUUUCUGUAUGAAACUUGUUGAUAUGCUCCUCUCAUUUGGAAUUAAACCAAUUUUGGUGUUUGAUGGAUGCACUCUGCCUUCUAAGAAGGAAGUGGAAAAGGCCCGACGAGAGAAACGUCAAACAAAUCUUCUGAAGGGGAAACAAUUAUUGCAGGAAGGGAGACUGUCAGAAGCUAGGGAAUGUUUUGGGCGCAGUGUAAAUAUUACCCAUGUUAUGGCUCAUGAAGUUAUUAAAGCUGCACGAGUCCGAGCUGUUGAUUGCAUUGUUGCUCCUUAUGAAGCUGAUGCUCAGUUGGCUUAUCUUAAUAAGACUGGCAUGGUUCAAGCUAUAAUUACAGAAGACUCUGAUCUUUUAGCUUUUGGAUGUAAAAAGGUGUUUCUGAAAAUUGACAAGUUUGGAAAUGGAUUAGAGGUAGAUCAAGCUCGACUAGGAAACUGCAAGCAGCUUGGGAAUGUGUUUACAGAAGAGAAAUUCCGCUACAUGUGUAUUCUUUCUGGUUGUGACUACCUCCCAUCAAUUCAUGGAAUCGGGUUAGCUAAAGCCUGCAAGUUAAUCAAAUUGGCCAACAAUCCAGAUAUUAUAAAGGUUAUUAAGAAAAUGGGGCAGUACUUGAAGAUGAAUAUAACAGUAUCAGAAGAAUACCUAGAGGGUUUUAUACGAGCCAAUAAUACAUUUCUUUAUCAGUUAGUUUUUGAUCCUAUCAACAGAAAAUUAAUUCCUCUGAAUGCAUAUGAAGAUGAUGUUGAUCCAGAAACACUAAUUUAUGCAGGACGGCAUUUUGGAGAUAAUACUGCUUUUCAAAUUGCCAUUGGCAACAUUGAUAUUGAUACAAUGGAACAAAUUGAUAAUUAUAACCCUGACGCUGCACAGCCUGUGCAGCAGAGAAGUUCUGGUUGGAAUGACAGACAUGCUAAUCAUGUAAAUAGCAUUUGGAGCAGAGACUACAAGCUUGGCCUUAAUACACAGACUGUUAAUCAUAAAAUGCAUUUACUAGAUAAACCAACAACCAAAGGCAUGGAGAAGAUAAUUAGUGUUAAAGGACUAAAACUUCCAGGCAAAGAGUUCUUGGCAAAAAGGCCAAGGAGUGAUUUAGAAGUCGUCUCGGAUGGAGAUCUUAUGAACCAAUAUUCAUUUUCAAAAGCAAAAAAAUUCAAGGAGAGUGAUUAUGAUGGUCAAGCACAGAGUGUCUCAGCAAUGCGAAGCCUUGAUUCUUCAGGGAAUUCUGUCACUCAAGAAAGCUCUAACUCCCUGCCCAGAGUUAGAAAUAAAUUUGCUUCCUUUCUACAAAGGAAAAACACAGAGAAAGAUGCUGUAAUUGUUCCAGGAACAAGAAGCAGGUUUUUCUGCAAUGAUGCAAUUAUGUGUGAUGGUAGAGCAAAGAAGGAUGACAAUGAUCUAACUCAAGAUGCUGAGCGGGAUUGCCAGGAACAGGAAAUAAAACAUGUAGGGGAAGGUGCUUCUCCUUUUUCAGAAACUGAAAAAUCAACAAGGACUAUCUGUACAGCUCCUGGAGAAACACAGAAAAAUUGCUUCCGGUGGUUUAGCAGCCUCGUGAAUAAUUCAGGAAAUCCUGGUCCAUCUCAUGUGUUUUCACAGCAGUUUCGCCAAUGGAGAAGCAACUAUGUAUCCCAGGAAGAUCAGAUUAGUGGGGUACAAACAGAGAGUAGGGCAGUGUGUGACAAACUGGAAGAAGAAUCCCUCCUCUUAACAGAACUGGAACAAACAUCACAGUCUCAAAGGUGUUGUGAGCCAUCAGAACACAGUUUGGAGUCUUCAGAAAUAUCACAAGUGUCUAACAACAGUUCAGAUGCAGAAGAAUCUGACUCUACUUCAAAACUGGCUGAUGAUCAAUGUACUCUGUCUCCAGUAUUUUCUGCUGUUAAAACCAAAAGAAAAAAUACAAUAAUAAAGACCAAGGUUCCUGGUUUACAUAAACCCAGGUGUAUAGGGUCGCAUAUUGUAACAAAGCUCAAACCAUUGAUACCAGCUAAAGUAAGUGGAUUAAGUAGGAAACUGUCACCUGUGCAGAAGAGAAAUCACUGUGAUGAUGAAAAUAAGCUGGAAAUGCAAGCCACCAUUAGUGAACUCUGGAAGAACUUCCAGUUUAAGAGAGAGUACAAAAAACUUCCUUCUUGUAAAAAGCCAGAUCCGUUGUCUCCAAUCAAAGAUAAUAUACAGCUCACUCCAGAAACAGAAGAAGAAAUCUUUAAUCAUCUGGAACAUAGUCAUGUUCAAAGAGCUAUAUUCCAAUGAACUGCAUGCUGUGCACAACAGGAUGUGUUUUUAAUCAUUGUCAAAAUUUACCUUCUGGAUAUUUCAUCAAUAUAGAAAAGAUGCUUUGAAAACCAACUGUAUAUUUAGUCUGACCAGUGAUUUGUCAUCUUUGUUUAUAAUAGCAUAAGUUGAAAAGUACAGUUCUAUAUUGAUAGGAAUAAAAUAUUUUUAUUCCUGUGUUGCCUUAUUCAGGCAGAUACCUGUGUUGCCUUAUUCAAAGUCCCAUGCUAAACUCUUGUCCAAACCUUUUUCAGCUGCCCCUGGAGAUAUCACGUAGGCCAUAUAGGCCAAUCAACAAGUUAGUUUUCUGUUUGAUACAGUCGUGUUAUCUGUGGGAAUAACUUGUGGGCUGCAUAAAGCAAUAUCACAAAUAUUUGAUACCCAAAUUCUCACACCGAUAGAGUGAUCUCUGAAGUAGUAAAGUGUGUUCCUCCAUUUUACAUGCUUUUUCCAUGUUUGUAGUCUUAUCAACAGACACUGAAGAUGUCAGUCCUUGGAGCUAAUGUUUACCAAGGAGUAUUGUCCUCACAACAAUGCAAGCUUCGGUCUUCAGCAGCUGAUCAACUAAAGGGAAAAAAAACACAGAGACUAGGGUCCUUGCUUUGGAUGACUGAAUUAUGAAACUUCAUAAUGGAAUU